Molecule: messenger RNA, 2624 nt
Organism: Rhipicephalus sanguineus (brown dog tick)
Lineage: Eukaryota; Metazoa; Arthropoda; Arachnida; Ixodida; Ixodidae
Product: carbohydrate sulfotransferase 1
Exons: 3
Coding region: 332-1366 (344 amino acids)
Biological process (GO): N-acetylglucosamine metabolic process; sulfur compound metabolic process
Molecular function (GO): N-acetylglucosamine 6-O-sulfotransferase activity
Source: RefSeq, a predicted model, not a curated record
AUUGGUGACGACCGUCUGCAUCUACCGGUAUGGACUAAAUUACCGUUAUCCGCUCCCUUCCUGGCACAUCGCUACCCAGGAUAUUCGAAAGAACAGUGCCGUUGACGGACGUAACCAUCGCCGGCAUUCAGAAAAAGUGCAACCGAAAAACGUAACGACAUCCGUCGACGUUCUCGCAAGCCCAACUCCGCUUUCGACGCAAUCGGAACGUGUGACCGAGGUCGCUCUGAAACAUUCCUUUGCUAUCCAAUCUACAAAACCCUCGAAAAGUGCAGAAACAAGCACGAGAGCUGCCGCCCCGAUCGGUUCUAAUGUUACAAAAACCCACUUAAUGAAACAUCCAGCCAAAGAUAGUGCACACGACGAUGCUAACACUACGUCGAAGUCCGCGGCUUCGCGGAGCAAGACAACCCGCGCGCCUCGCACUAACAUUACGAAGUCCAUGAAAGCCGAGCUACUGAAGCAGUUCGCAGUGACCUACCCUCAACAAAAACCGUCGAAAGUCCGCAGGAUACUGGAAGUCGCUUACUUCCGUUCGGGAUCCUCCUUCCUGGGCCAGCUGCUGUCGGCGAAUCCUCGGACAUUUUACCACUACGAGCCACUAAGGACGUUGCCCGCAAGUUCCCGGCUGUACGGCAGAGAGGCCCUUCGAGGCCUCGAGUACAUCACGGAUUUCUUCGGCUGCGAUUUCGUCAACCAUUCGGACCAGCUGCGGCUGGGCACGAAGAAUCCGCACCCGUUUAGGCAGAACACUUUCCUGUGGAGCAUAUGCAAGGGCGUCAAACGAGUCUGCCUUGAUCCUGAGUUUCUCAGCGCUGUUUGCAAGACGGCGCCGAUGCAGGUUAUGAAAGUGGUGCGCAUCGGCAUGGAUUCCGUACGACGUUAUUUGCUGGAUGGACCGAUGGAGAUAGCGAAAGAACUAAGGGUGAUACACCUGGUACGCGACCCGCGCGCCGUCUGGCUGUCACGUCGGCGACGCCCGUGGUGUCGUCGCAGCGCUGACUGCUCCAGCGCCACCGUGCUAUGCAACGAGAUGAACCACGACCUAGACGCCUUCGAGAAUAUUAGCCGGCAAUUUCCCGGCCGGGCAAUACAGGUGCGUUUCGAAGACCUUGCCCUGGACACUCUAAACGUUACCUCGAAGAUGUACAACGCCCUCGGACUGCCUUUGACCAUGUCGGUUGGGCAGUUCAUCGAGUCUCACACCCACGAGACAAACGUGAAAGUGCAACGCCACCCUUACGCCACCUCCAGAAACUCCAAAGACGUGAUCAACGCGUGGAAGCGAAAAAUCAGGCCCGACGACGCUUUGCACAUCAACAAGGCCUGUGGCCACGUGAUCAAAAGGCUGGGUUACGAACUCUGACGAUCAUUACCCACAGUGGUAGCUUAAGACACAAGGUGUGGCGCUGCUAAACUCGAAGGCGCGGGUUCGAUUGCCGACCGCGGCAGCCGCAUAUUGAUGAGCACGAAAUGCAAAGAACACGGAAUUUAGAGCACUUUAAGGGACGUAUCCCAGUUGGUCAAAAUUAAUAUCGGGUCCCCUACUACGGCAUGCCUGCUCCUAAUCAUAUCGUGGUUUUGGAAGGUAAAACUCCUGCAAUUAUUAACUCUGACGUUCAGAGUGAAGACUUGACAGUUUGGAGUGAACAGCUUGAGGAACCUAAAGGGCAUGCCGGUCAGUUCCGUGAGGCAGCAUUUACCAGGUGACCUUAAUGCCCAUUUUACGCUACUGGGAGAUUCGCGCUGCGGUGUUAAGGGUCGCACUACAGAAAACAUCCUUUUUAUAUUUUGGUCUGGUUGCUUUAAAUAAAAUAAUGUCACAGUAUCGCCGCAAGAUUGAAAUAAUGAACGCGGCAGCAACAAAUUGGAAUGUUAAAAAAAGUAAGGGUAGCAGCUCACCUCAUUUGCAUGCGACCUGGCGUAAUCGAACAAAAUGCCGGCGUACGCAAACGAGGCCGCUGCAGUGAGCGAAGUGACCUGUGUGCUUUUAUCGCUUCAACACAAACUGAGCAGUGAGAGCGCAGGACGUACAACCGUACGAACUGUCUGCUGAUCCCUGUCAAGAUAUGGCACGCUCGCCCGGCCACUCAAAGUACGAAGUGUCUGCCAGAGCGAAGCAUUGUCCCCCUCCGCCCCCCCCCCCCCCGAUUGGCCUUUCGCACGGCGAAAAAACGGUCGACGAGUUUGCUCUCCGCUUGAAGCGCGAUCGUCAGAUGAUUUCACUCGCACAUAGCACAUACGACACGCGCGGCUAAGUUAUCGCCUUUGGACUUUACAUGGAACCUCUCGGCGACAACGACGGCUACGGCAGAAAUGUCCCUGGAGUGACCAUAUGACUUCUACAGAAAGAAAAGGCCAGCCUUUUGUAGCGCCACACGCGAGUUGUAUUCUUCAGCUGUUUUAACGACGAUUUCUCCGAAACUUAUCUUUUAUCUUGACUAAAACGUAAUAAAAAUCCUUUGUGGAAGUGAUCAGUUCAUUAGAGUACUUUACUUAACAAACAGCCAGUUGCGCUCCGCAGUUUCCCCUUUGGGAAAGUGUUCCGGGCUGCUUCAAAGUGCUCCAAAAUAUUCAAGUCUACUAUGGAUGAUAAGCGUUCCUUUUUUCAUGUAAAUGAUUUU